AUGACCGAGAAUCGCUAUCGUCCCUCCUCCCCGCAGCGCUAUGCCAAUCCUCGGGCAUCGACGGGCGCCAAUAUCUACUCCUCUUCCUUCGAUACUCGCUUUGCUGCCCAGCCUCGGACAGUCCUAGACUCAUACCCGAGUGCGCGCCCAGCAAGCGUCUAUGCCACGGGAGCACCUAGGAAGACUUUCCUUGACGAUGCUCACCCUGGUGGAGGUCCGGUCUUGCGUACCGAGUAUACCGUUCGUCCCAGGGGAAACUCGUCGAUUUCCUCAGAGUCCCGCCGACCGAUGAGUACAUAUGUCGCCCGACCCGCUUCACCUCCUCGCGUGCGACCGGUGAUCAGCACAUCAUCGCGCGACGACGGACCCAGAAGCGCUGUUCUACCUCCCAGGGAAGACCGUUAUCUCAUGCCAGCAGCCUCACAGAGUCGCCAUCAUCACCGACACUCCAGUGCAACCCGAGCCGACCAGGAACGGCUUAGCUACCCCAGGGUCGAUCGCCAACCUGAAUAUCACCGAAGAGGGGGUUACAAUGCUUAUCCACAUGUGGCCAGGGAUGUGCCACUACAAGAUGAUGGAUUCUCGUACACAACGCCCAAGGAGCAAUUCUUACAAGAGUCUUCACGACUUCCUCAGCGACGAGAGAGUUUUGGCCGGCGAGAACGUCCCAUAAGUGUAAUUGGUGGACCAGAAUAUAGGCAGUCGGUAAGACGAGACCUUGGCCCUCCUCCAGCAUCAUCCCGUGCUUUGGACAGGAUCGACAGGGCCGACAGCGUUCGGCACUCAGGUACGCGAAUUAACGACGUGGAAGAACGUGGGGACGGCAUACCUCGACGCCGUGGUUCGCAUCGCGCUCCAGUCGUGCAUCAUUAUCGCGACGACGGAUACACCUCGGCCAGAGACGACCGUGAGUCUCGUGUACCGCCACGAUCGAGACAUGACCGGGUUGACGAUGACGACGAACGAGCAGAACGCCACAAGCGUAGACCGCGCGAAGAUCGAGAGAGGGAGGUACAGCCUGAACCUUCCCGUGACCUCGACAGACGGGAUCGGGACAGAGAUAGGGAUCGGGAUCGAGACCGAGACCGCGAGAGGACAAGGGAGCAUGAUAAGAGCGGUAGGGCAUCCGACGAUCGCCGUCCGCAGAGAAGUCGUGAUUCAAGCCCCGAACAAUCAGGGCUGCGCAAACACUUGUCAACAGCCGCUGCAGUUGCUGCAGGAGCUGGCGUUGUGGGACUUGCCUCUAAGAAAGCUCGUAGUCCGCACGAUGGAUCCGACAGUGACGAUCGCAAAGAGCGAAAACACCGCAAAAGUCGCCGGCAUCGGAAUGGCGAAGAAACAAGCCCAGACGAGCUCGCAGAUCGUGUCGAGCGUGACUUGAAAGUCUCUAAUGGAGACCGAGUGCCGCAAGAGCGACGCAGAGAAGAUGUGAGAGUGGAAGAAUCUACCGAUGACCGAGAGGAGCGUCACGAAAGAAGAAAGCAUCGCCAUCACAGGCACAAGGACAGAUCUGAACGUGACCAUGAAUCAGACACAACGGAGAAUCCUGCUGAGGUAGAGGCUCGGCAGAGGGCGUCGGCUCGAGACGCAGCAGGUCGAGAGCCUCAAUACCCUCAGGAGCAGCGCAUGACAUCGCCGGGUGAGGACGAAGAUGAUAGGCCACGGCGGGUCCAGCUAGUUGAACCUGUGGACAAGAAAGAGGACGUCAAACCGAGGGGCAUUCUUAAACCUCCUCGAGCAGUACCAUUCCCAGAAGAUCCUCAUCCUGAGCGCGAAGGUGUCGCGCCGCUCAAGGAUGCUACGAAGGAUGGAAUUCCUGCUAAUGCACGAUGGACGAAGAUCAGUCGUGCUCUGGUAAAUCCUGAAGCGCUGGAGAAGUUGCAUGAGAGGUUUGAGGAGAGAGAUGACUAUGUGAUUGUCCUACGGGUCGUGACGCGAGAAGAAAUUACCAAAUUCGCAGAGAAGACCAAGGAGAUCAGAGAAGCUCGAGAGCGACAGUGGCAGGUUGAACUUGACGAGCGGCGACAACGGCGCAAAGAGAGAGGCGGUCAGCGUGAGAGUACCGACGACGAAUACUCUAGCGACGAAGACAGAACCCCUCUGGCCAUCGAACCAAAUCAACAAGCUCAUGGUCUCCAGGGAGAUCCUAGAGCAUACCUUGCGCAACAACAACAGAUGAGAAAUGAACAGCCAGUCCCAGUCCCAGUCCCAGUCCCAGUCACCGGUCAACCUGGAUAUUAUCCGGCGCAACAAGCUGGUCCUAUGCCUCCGCCGCCACCACCACAAGGAAUGCCUGUGCCGGAUAUUAGGGUUGAUCCUACUGCUGGGGGAAAUUAUGCGACCAAUGUGUAG
Messenger RNA from Exophiala viscosa, 2352 nucleotides. RefSeq lists its product as uncharacterized. Bases 1 to 2352 code for a protein of 783 amino acids. The transcript is spliced from 2 exons. The record is from RefSeq and is a predicted model, not a curated record. Lineage: Eukaryota; Fungi; Ascomycota; Eurotiomycetes; Chaetothyriales; Herpotrichiellaceae.